UUGUUUCUUUCCAGGGAGAAUUAAGAUCACACUAGUUAUUAUAAGUGGAGCUGCCAUACUCCAUCCCUCCUCUCACUCACCUCUUUUCUCACUGUUACAAAGUUUCUUGUCUAAAGCUACAAAUUAUUCUGAGCCUGAUACUCACCCUAUUCAGGAACUGAGAGGGUUAACUCCCAGGAGUACAAAGUGCUGUUUGUCUUUGAUAAAAGGGAACUUUCAGUUUCGUUUCUUGUUCAGUUGCUGUUCCUGCUCUCAGUGAUGGCGGCUGCUGAUCUGAGAGACGAGCUGAGCUGCUCCAUCUGCCUGAGCAUUUAUACUGAUCCUGUAUCCCUGCCGUGUGGCCAUAACUACUGCCGGGGCUGUAUUGGGACAACAUGGGACACCCAGGAGGGAUCUGGGGUUUAUUCCUGCCCUGAAUGCAGACAGGAGUUUAAGGAGCGCCCUGCCCUGCCCAGGAACAGAACUCUGGGUAACAUAGCAGAGCGAUUCCCUUCUGCUCAGCCGGAGCUGGGGGAGACUGGGAUUCCCUGCACCUACUGUGUCCUCUCUCCUGUACCUGCUGUUAAAUCCUGUCUCCUGUGUGAGUCUUCUGUGUGUGAGACCCACCUGAGGAUGCACAGCAAGUCAGCAAAACACGUCUUAAUAGAACCCACAAUGCACCUGGGGGACAAGAAAUGCUCAGUCCAUGAUGAACCCCUGAAAUAUUACUGCUGGGAGGAGUCUGUCUGUGUCUGUGUGUCCUGCUGUCUGGCCGGAGAGCACAGGGGCCACAGGGUGGAGCUGCUGAGUGAGGCCUCUGAGAAGAAGAAAGAGACACUGAGGGAAGUUCUGGAGAAACUGAGGCCAGAGAGAGAGGAGACUGAGAGAGGAGCCCAGAGACUGCAGGAGCGCAGGAGAGAAGUGGCAGAAAAAGCAGCCGGUGAGACAGAGAGAGUCACUGCCCUGUUUAGAGACAUCAGGGAACAGCUGGAAGCCCUAGAGAAGAGACUCCUGAGUGACAUCUCCAGCCAGAAAGAGAAGCUCUCACUCACACUCACUGAUCUGAUGGAGCAGCUGGAAAUAAAGAAGGACGAGCUGUCCAGGAAGAUCCGUCACAUUGAGGAGCUGUGCAACAUGGCAGAUCCACUCACUGUCCUACAGGAACGGGAAUCACAUGGAGCUGCAGAUAAUGAGGGGGGCAGAGAGAGACAUGAUAUAAAGGUCCCUGCUGUAGGGGAUCUGGAUGUGGAUCUGAUCUCAGAGACAUUACUCACAAGCUUAUCUGCCAUUGUGACUGGGGUAAAGGGAAGGAUCUAUGAGCAGGAGGCUACAGACCUGUUACUGGAUAUAAACACAGCUUAUAAUUACUUAUCUGUAUCAGGGGACAGGAAAUCUGCUUCCUACUCACUAACGCAACAACAUUACCCACAAUCCCCAGAGAGAUUUCAGGAUUAUACUCAGACUUUAAGCAGCAGGAGUUUCCCCUCAGGGCGACAUUACUGGGAAGUGGAGGACAGUGAAUUAGGGGGCUUGAUGGUAGGGGUGGCCUAUCCCAGUAUAGAGAGGGGAGGGGGUCAGUCCUGUAUUGGGCAUAAUAACAAGUCCUGGUGUUUGCGCAGAUGGAAUAAUAACUAUACAGUGAGACAUGACAGAAAGGGCAUAGAUUUACCCCAUGUCCCUUCCUGCAGGAGAAUCAGGAUCUCAUUGGACUAUGACGCCAGACGUCUGUCCUUUUAUGAGCUGAGUGAGCCAAUCAGACACUUACACACCUUCACUGCCACAUUCACUGAGCCCCUCCGUGCUGCAUUCUGUGUAUGGGGGGAAGGUGCCUGGGUGAGAAUCAUUAGUUAGUUUCCAUCCCACUGUCAUUUGAACAGGUUAAUCAGAGGAUGAAUUACAUCACUUCCUGUACAACAGAACCAACAUGGGUGGAUUUUCAUUAAGACUAGAGGUGGCUAAGCCUCCCCAAACCUGUCUGAGGAAGAAGAAGAGAAAAUAGAUAAGCUGCUCCCUUGUGACUGUUACUGGUAGGAUUCUGGGGGGUUUGGGUAUAAAUCUUCUGUCAUUGCUAGACUACAUCUCAGGAAUAAUCAAUCCUGCUCACAAACUUCCAUGCUGCUGGAUUUCCCCUAUGGAACGCAUUUCCUUCCUGCGAUAUCCUAUGCCUUCUGAAUGGCACAUUGGGUGCUUUUACCGUCACUCAUCGUCUAAAUGUUCAGUCAAACCUCCGCUCCUUUCCUCCCUUCUCGGCCAUCAAUCAUGCUAACUCCUCCCUCGGCCCUCAGCAAUCGGCCUUCAGCCUUCAGCCCGAGGGCCGAAAGCCAUGAACCUUUCACUUUAAAUGACAUUGUCAUUGCAUUUAUACUGUCUUGUUUUUUGGGUUAUUGUAAUUUAAAUUUGCAUUAAAUGAACCCUACAUUGUUUUCUGGACUGGCAAUACACAGAAUUGGCUGCACUUAUCUUACCCAAUGUUCAGGGGCAUUUUAGAUGAAACUGGCAACUCUUUGAUGCUAAUUUUACUGCCCCUCUGUUGAUAUAAUAUUCCUGGUUUAUCAGUAUGUGCUGGAGGGUCAGCUACCACUGCCUUUCAUUGAAUAUAAUGUACCCGAUGCAUCUCAUUGGAUCCUUUGGAUCAACUUGCAGUUUGACAGGUUUCAUUUAGACAAAUGGUUGAAACUGAUGCACAUGCCGCGCCGCCAUUAGAAAUCACGGGGCCCUGAUCAACAAAAUGUUCCUUCCACCUGAGAUCAAUUGUGGAAUUUCUCUCUGAUGAACCCUGGCGACUUCUGUUUCACCUUCUGAGAAAUAUUCUCUUAAAGAAACUUAUUAUUAAACUCACCUUUUAGGCUUUUCACUUUUCCUUAGAAUCUGCCUUUUCUGUCUCAUUGUUUUUUGGGCUCCUCUCCUUUUCCUUUAUACAUCUCCGAGUUCUGCUGUAAAUAUGAAUAUAUGCAAAACUCUGUGUAAUAAAAGAAAACAUAAUUCCAGUAAACAUUCAUAACAAA
Molecule: messenger RNA, 2984 nt
Organism: Xenopus laevis (African clawed frog)
Lineage: Eukaryota; Metazoa; Chordata; Amphibia; Anura; Pipidae
Product: E3 ubiquitin-protein ligase TRIM7
Exons: 1
Coding region: 259-1830 (523 amino acids)
Source: RefSeq, a predicted model, not a curated record